UUUCGAUUCUUUUUCUUAUUGAGUUUGAGCGACAUUUUCAAUCAAGUUAUCAAUUUUCAACAUUUGCAUGUUUAUGUUUUGCUCCGACAUCAAAACCAACCGUCGUCGCGAUCUUUGUCCCUUUUGACUGAGUGAAAACAGUCUUCUUCUUGCACAGAAUGGCGUCAUCGACUCUCACCCGUAAAAUCCUCGUUGGCAAUGAGAUCGAGGCCAUCCCGCCAAAGCUCGUCAAUAACGCCACACACACCUACCGCUGGACGGUCUUUGUGCGAUCCGAAAGCCCAACCACGUUCGACUUGAGCUCUGUCGUCUCGCGCGUCGAGUUCCAGCUCCUCGAAGGGCACUUUAAAAACCCACGGCGACAAAUCUCAUCACCACCAUACCAGGUCGUCGAGACCGGCUGGGGUAGCUUUGACAUCCCCAUCACCGUGUACUUUAAGGACGCCAGCCAAGCUCCAGUCAAAUUCGUUCAUCCUCUGCACUUUCCGACCGUCGACAAUACCUCCAACCUCCAGCAGAAGACGCACACAUUGACAUUUGUCAACCCUUCUGCGCAGCUACGAGCGGCACUACUUGCCAAGCCGACAGCAGCGGCAGUCGCAGCCGCAGCUGCGGGGGGUCCGAAAAAGUCUCGCCGGGCGGUCGAUUCCGAUUCGGAGGAUAACAACGACUCUGACUCGGACGGCGAGGCCUCGUCGUACCUUUCGCGCCAGAGCAAGAAGGAAAAGGAAAAGAGCAAGCAGAGUGCAUCCAAGUCAUCACACAGUUCCAAGUCGUCUCCCGUAGCCGCAGCAGCACCAGCCGCUUCGACAAAUGGAAAGUCAAGUUCCCACAAUCCAAGCGCGACAACCAAACGCGCAGCACCACGCUCGGAAGAUCUUGGGGGUGACAGCAAACGAUCUCGGUUGGAAAAAUCGCAUCCAGAGUUGAUUGAGCGGAUUCAAACGCGUAUUUCAAGUCUCUGUACCAACUCGAAAACCGAGCAACUAGCACAGGUUGCCCAGGUUAUUUUGCGCGACCCCACACGCACGCCCUCCACCGUUAGUUUGACACACUUUGAGUUUGAUCUCACUGGAUUGGAUGCUGCGGUAUUGCACGAGUUGGACGCGAUUGUUUCACAGUAAAACGUUC
Capsaspora owczarzaki ATCC 30864 is the source of this 1131-nucleotide messenger RNA. RefSeq lists its product as hypothetical. Gene Ontology annotation, molecular function: histone binding. Lineage: Eukaryota; Filasterea; Ministeriida; Capsasporidae. The transcript has 4 exons. Gene Ontology annotation, biological process: chromatin remodeling; regulation of transcription by RNA polymerase II. The record is from RefSeq and is a predicted model, not a curated record. Bases 159 to 1124 code for a protein of 321 amino acids. Gene Ontology annotation, cellular component: NuA4 histone acetyltransferase complex.